AAAAAAUCCUAGAAUUUAAUCUUUAUUCCUAUCUGAAGAAAAUUAAACUUACUAAUAGAAGAUGGGCGAUUUGUAUUUCAUGCCUUCCGAUGUUGCAAGAAUAGUUCUUGGUUAUUUAAAAGAGAGUAGCUAUAGUAAAACAUACAACUGUUUUCUAAAAGAAUGCUCAUACUUGAAAGAAAUCUACAACUUGGAGAAGGCAGGUAGAUCAUUGAGAAAAGUUACACAGUUAAAUCUGUGCAAAAUCUUAGAAGAAUGGGGUCAUCAAAAAUAUUCAAGUGAAAAUAGUACAGUUGGAGGAAACAAUUUUGUAGAGACACCCAGUUCUGAUGAUACUGUUGAUGAAACAUUGAUUUGUGAUAAUGAUGUGACCAACAGUGGUCGAAAAACGAAGGCUAGGUCUAGAAGUAAUGGAAAGAAAUCACCUCAAGUACUGAAAAGCAGGAGAUCUCCAUGUACCCCCAAGUCAUCAAGACUAAGGUUUAAGUCUCCUAGAAACAGUACUACAUCAAAUGCUCAAGUUAUUACAGAAAAACAAAAUUAUGACAGCAGAACUCCAGAUAAAGCAGUUUUUGAAGAUUUAAAGCCAGGGAGUUGUAAUGAGAUCACGCCUAAAAAAUCGCCCCUUCAUACUUCAAAAUCAGCAGGAAAAGCUGACACUCCAAGUCCACUCAGAAAGGUUGAAAAUGCUAAAACAAAUGAUUCAGAACAUGUUACUGGAGCACAAGAGCAAAAUGUUACAAAGAAAAAAUGUGUUAGAAGUACUGCAAGAACUGAAGAAAGCACAAGGCCUUGUGGUCUCGAAGACAAAACAAUUCAGAAGGAUGUAGAACAGUCUGAAAAUAUUACCAACAUUGGUGAAAACAGUAAUGAAGAGAAUGUUGAUAAAAACAACUUAAAAGAUCAGAGUGCUAAAGAGAAUGAGGAAGCAGAACCGAAACAUAGAAAAACUAAAGAAACGUCUAAGCAGAAUAUAAACACAGCUGAAGAUGAUGAGGCCAAUUCAGCAACAGUAAAGGAUAUGUCUGAGACAACAUUUGUUAAAACAGUUUUAGAACCAACAUCUAACAGUGAUGCUAAUGAGAGAUGUAUAGCAUGGUUAAAGAAAAAUGAUGAGUCUGUAAUGGAUGAAAAACAUUGCAAUGCCAAUGAAAAUUUUGGAAGAUCAGGUUUAGAAAAUAAAAAUCCUAUUACAUCACUGUCAGUGCAUGAGAACAGUGCCAAACUUAAUGAUGUUAAGACAACAGCACAACUGCCUACAAACACAGAUGAAGCUAGUUAUGGUGGUACUACAAGUAAAUCUUCUGUGUCAACAGAUACAUUAAGAUCUAAUACUCCGGAAAUCACACCAGGUGCUGGUACUAUAGAGCAUGGUUCUAACCAGCAGCCUGUUUCUCAGUUGCCAUUGCAUGUCACACCGAAGAAGACCUCACCUGAAUCAAGAGAUAAAAGUAUUAACACCCCAAUGAAACUCCUGCAAAGUUCAGAUCAACACACAGUCAGAUCUCCUCGUAGAAAAAAACCAAAGACACCUAGGAAGAGAACCAGUGAAGUGUCGCCAGUCAGUGUUGUAUCAGUCAAGUCAGUUGAUCCAGGCAGCGUGAAUCCAAUAUUUGAGAAAAUUCUGGCAGAUCAUCGGUUACAUGAGAAAUUAGCUGAGACUUGUAAUCUUGUACAUAGUCAGAUAAAGUUGGCUAACAGCGGUAAAGAGAAUAAGUCUGACACACGACCAGGUGAUCAGAUAUCUCCUGUUCCUAACAAUCAUUCAUAUGAUCACGAAACAGUUACAGCAUCACAAUCAUUGGAGGAAAUACUCGGCCUGGAUCACAAUUUCCACUCGGAGAUGUUGAGUGAUAACAUAGAUAUGAGUGACCCAGCAUAUUCAUCACUUUUCAAAUUGUUUGGAACAGAUAGGGAGACUUUUAAUGAAUACCUCAGGAAAGAGAAGGAGAAAGAGUUAGCAUUGAUGGAGGCCGAGGUUGAGGAACUGGAGAGAAGCAAUCAUGAAAUUUUGUGUGCGAACUUUGGUGUGUCUAAUGCUGAUGCAGGAUAUGAAACGCAGGAACUUGCUUAUAGUUCUCCUCAUCAUGUGGCUCUUGGUUCACAAGAUCUGUUCUCCACCCAACAUGGAUCUCCUCAAACUCAUGCAACUUCUACUCCAUGUGGAAAUGGUGUGCCAGUUAGUUUUAAACCUAUACUAAGAGAAGGCGGGAUUGCAAAUAGCCCGGUGCAUUCAUCUAGUGUCUUUGGUGGAUUAAAAAAUACAGGAAUAAAUGACAAGAUAAGCCCUAGUAGUACAGCCACGCAACCUUUCAGUCCAGCAUACUCUAACUACAGUGAGGUGAACAAUCCACCUACCCCUCACAACCAGCAGCAUUUAUCUACGUAUGUAAAUGGAACCAGUCCACGAGGACCAAAUUCACCAGGGAGUCACGCAGGGGAUCCAUACAGUAAUCCUGCCACUCCGUUACAGUCCAAUAUUAGUCAUGUGAUGCAUUCAACACCAACUGGACCAGGAAAUCCGGACCAUUUUCACCUCUCGUCACCGAUCCGUUCUCAGCACAGUGCCGUUAAAAACUCUCAUGUUCCAGUUCAUUGUAGCCCUCUGGUUAAGGCAGAUGUUCACCCUCAUAGCCCCUUGCUUACUCAUUCAAAUGAAUAUCAUUUGAACAGUAACAGUGGACUAUACUUUAAUUCACAAAUAACAAAUGAAGUGAGUAACAAAAAUGUUAACAGUAAUAAUGGAACUGGCCAUUUUGGACAUAGCACGGAAGGGUAUUUGCAUUUACUUCAACAAGAUGUGAACAGUCCAUCUUCCAGAGAGCCAUGUACAACUAUUGAGAACACAAUAGGUUGUAUUAGUCUACCCCCACCUUCAAAUAGUGAGACAAAGCAAAAUAAUCAACCUAAUGGUGCUAGUAGAUCUAGAAGGAAAAGAGAACCUGUCAAGAGAAAGAAUGUUUCAGGAUCUUUUGCAACUGUGAAAGGACUACUGGAAAAACCUUUAACUCAUUUGAAUACAUUUCCAUUGUCAAUGAAAUUUGCUGGCUUGCAAAGUACAUGUAGAACACCUGAAAAAAGACAGUCUGAUAGUAUCACCUUGCGGUCACCUGGUGGUAAAACUGUGAUAAACGUUCCACUACUGAACUGUGAGGAUCAAAUUGAUCUGAGUGUCCUUGGAAUGGACGAGAAUGUAGACACUGCCGAUGGUUCCAAAACAAUUAGUGUUUAUAAUGAAAGUUUAGACAAAUCCACACAUUAUUCUAUAGCUCCAGAGAACCAAGUAACCCAUCAGCUGAUGAGUGCAAUAGAGGCUGGCAAAACUUCAGAAGUACUCCAGCAAAUUCAAAAGAGAAAUAGCAAUGAAACAAAAUCAAAAGCAUCCAAGAGGUCUGUUUCGGAACGAAAAACCAGGGCGCGGAAAAAGAAAGAGGAAAUUGCUAAAGAUGAAGAAACUGAUCGAUUCAGUCCAACUCCGCCGUCAUCUGGCCAGUCUGGUGGCGUACAUGAUGGUAGUGCUGACUUGAAUCCAGAGAUUUAUACAGCUACACCAUUUCCAAAUUUACAUAAAGGGGCCACUGUUCGAGCAUUAAACUUUGGUCCGAAUGUUGACGAUCCGGAUAUUGCUCAUUACCGUAAGAUUUAUCCAAAAUUUCAAACUGAAGACAAAAGCCCAAGUGUUUUAAUUCUACAUGCAAAUCAAGUUAUUAAUCCAGGUCAUAGAGUUUACGUUAAUUCGACACCAAUUACACUGGUACAGAACAUGCCUAAAACACACAAUGAUAAAGUCGAUAUUAACGUUACUGAUAUAAAAGAUGACUGUUCAAACAAGAAGCCAGAUGAUAGGGAAAAGGGUGAUAAAGAACUGUGUGUAAAGGAGAAAGAAACAUCGGGACUAAGACAUAGCAGUGUUAAUGAUGGACAAAAUAAAGAUGAUCAUGAAAAAUGUGAGACAUCAAAAGAUAUCAAAUCAAGGGAGAAUACCCCUAAAAAGGUGCAAAUGAAAAGUCCAAGGCAGUCAAACAAUGUAUCAAAUGAAACUCCAAAGAAGAUGAAACACAUUGACCAGCAAACUAAGGAGGUGGCCGAACAAUCAAUGGAGAGUACCAAUGAAGAUAAAUCAAUUGAAAAGAUAAAUGAUAAAAAAGAGAUUGCUUCUAAAACUAAAAUAAAAUGUAGUUCAGACACACAUGUCCAGCUGAAAGAAAGUAAUAAGAAAAAAGCUGAAAUUGAAGAGGUUAAAUGUAAAAAGGUAGACAAUUCUUCAAAACAUCCAAAGUCCAAGGACAGCAAAGGAAAAGAAAAAUUGAAGGUUAAGAUACCUGCUUCGCGUUAUAAGUCACCUAAAGGUAAAAAAUCAGACUCUAAAUCUGGUAAAUCAGGGAUACCAUUUUAUUUCAAGAAAAUGAAUGAUGCUAAACCUGAAAGUGAUACGGAUAGUUCUGAUGAUGAUGUUCCAUUGAGUGUAAUAAGGAAUAGGGAGAAUUUAAAAGGUAAAAAGAAAGGGCAAAAUAUUGAAAAGAAAGAAGGAAAUGAACAUGUCCAACUAGUCAUAGAAUCAGAGUCCACUGAUGAAGAUAGUGGAACAGGCGUUGUAAUAUCAGCACCAAGUAAAUCAAUGAAAAUAUGUGAUGAAAAUGAAACAAAUAGUAAAGAGGUAUUAUUUGAAAAAAUUGGACUUACUCCCACUAAAUCGCUUUCUAAGUAUGACUUGAAGUCACCAAAUAGGGCCAAUGCUCUAGAUGUUAUGGCUGAGUGGCAAAGGUCCCCAUUGUCUUCGAGACGCCGAAUGCUUACUCCAAAUACACGGAACCGAUUCAGUAAAGCUGAUGAUGCAUUGAAAUCACCAACAACGCCAAAGAGGAAAGAACAUGCUAAACAAUUGUUUAAAUCACCUGUUAAAGAGGGAAAAAGUGUCCAGAAUGUGACAGAUGGUAAAGGAAAACAUACUGCUAAAAGAGUCGAUAAAAUAAUAGAUAGACUAAAGCAAAACAAUCCAGAUAAAAGUUUGAACAGUGUUAAAGCAAACAGUAGUAAGAGAACUACAAGAAGUGAUAAACGAAAAACAAGAAGUAAUUCUGCAGAAAGUAAUAAAUUAAAUGAACAAAGUAAUAAUAAAUCAAAUAAUAAAAAAUCUAAAGAAAAGACAUCAGUGAAGAAAGAAACGGAAAAUUUAUUGAAUAUUCAAGAAAAUGAAGAGGUAAUAUCUGAAAACAUAGAUGUGGACAAUUUGACUGAUGGUAAAUUUAUUGAUGAAGAAGUGCACAAUAAUUCUGUUAUUGAAAGCAUGAAUGAGGAAGGAUUAACUAAAAAUGAUUCACUCAUCUUGGAUGAAAACAGCCAGGGUGCUAGUGAGUUACAAAAGGCUGUAGCAAGUAUUGAAUUUGAUCAUUCAGAUGUCCAACAACGGGAAGAACAAAAUGUGCCAGACUAUCAGUAUUAUGAACUUGAUACUGUUGACUUUAAUCAAGAUAAUAAUGAUGAAGAACCAAUGGACAGGUCUGGCAAUACUAAGAUUGGGUGUAUAGAAAUUUCAAAUACAUGUGACAUCGUUGAUAUUCAAGGUAAGGGAACUUGUUCACCAGAAAAACAAAAUAGUAAUCAAUCACAGGGUCUGUCAGAUCAAAAACCUGAAAUCGAACAUGAACAGUUAGUUUUGGUAGAAGUUCAUAGGGCAGCAGAAAAUCAGGAUUCUAAUGAAUCCAUGGAGGAGUUAGAGAAAUAUAGACAUAGUGUUGAACUGUUAAAUGAAAAAUCUGGUAGUGAUUUAUCAAAUACUUGUACCAGUAAAGUUUCAGUAGACCAUUCAGAUAUUGUGACUCAAAUACUUGACAAGCCUGAAAGUUCUAAUGAACAAUCCAAAGUGGAAAAUAUUAAUUCAGAGCAGGGAGAAAGAAAGUCCAAGUCAAAAAAGAAAAAACGUAAGCACAGACAUCAUCACAGUGGUAAUGAAAUGACAAAUAUUGGAGAGCAGUUUGUUUCACCCGGGGAUCAAGGGGAAGGAGAAAGACAUAAACAUCACAAGAAAAAGAAGAAGAAAUCUAAGAAGCGUCACAGAGAGGAUGGUGAAGAUGGACAUGAAAGCAAGCGUAGAAAAAAAGAGAAGACAAAUGUGCCAUUAGACAGUUUAGCAGCGUUAAAUGUUGAAGAAGCCCUUACCCAAAUCUAUGGAAAACAACCAUCUAGUUAACGAGUGAUAAAAUAUUGGUGCCACUCAAUUCUUAUGAACAUUUUGCAGGAUAAGGGCUAAAAACUUGUGCAAUUUAUAAACAUAAAAUGUGUAUACAGUGGAAAUGGUCAUGCAGUAUGUUUUAUUUACUUUCAAAUCAUUAAAUUGUUUUCUGUUUUCCUGAUGUAGGAACAGUAUGAUAUCACAUGUACUGGUAAAUUAUUUUGGCAGAAUUGUAUUGUUGGCAUUUGCUAUUUUGAUAUGUACAUGUAUAUAAAAGGAACUUUUGUCAGUCUAACCAAUUCAUGUUUAACCUUUAAAAUAAAUGAUUGAUGUAUUAAAUACUUUAAGACUAUAAUUAGUUUAACAGUUCAUCUUGGCACAUUUAAGUUUAAAACAUUCUUUAUUCUUAUACAAAUUCAAUAGAUUUUGUUUUGAAACUUACUAAGGCCCAGUGGAAUAAUAUCAUAAACACUUUACUAAGAAACAUCUCAAAUAAGACAACAUAUUGAAAAGAGUUUAAGAAGGCCAGUUUUCUUGUUUCCCUUAACCAUUUCCAUGUACUUACCUUCAAAGAUUUUCUUUUUCCAUUUUCCUUGGCAAAUGACAUAUUUUCUCAUUCGCCAAUUAAGAUUGCCAAAUUGAUGUCACAAAGAUUUAAACACCUUUCAAGGGCGUAAUUAAAGAUUGUGAAACAAACUUGUUGUUUUGCUGACUGUAUCUUUUGUGUGUGUAUAUAAUUGUUUAAGUUGAUUCAAUGGUUUAAUACCAAUUUUUUUUUGCCUUUUUCCAAUUUUCUAAGUUUUUGUUUCAGCCAUUUUGUAUAGAUGUAUAUAGGUUAUGAGUAAAGUAGUAUUGGUAUUUCUUAUAUGCCAUUUAAAAAUUAAAAUGUAACAUGUGUUUAAUUGUUAUUAAUUUAACAUACAUUUUUAAUUAUGUAGUGUUCGGUUCAGUAAAUAACUUCUGAAAUAUGUAAGGGUACCGCUAAUAGUAAUAAGGACACUCAAAUACAGUAAAUAUGUCUUGUGUAGAGUGUAGAAAUACAAUUCUUGAUUUCAAGUUAAAGCCACAAAUAGAAAUUAUGAAUGCUUUGAAAAACAAAAUUUGUAAUUUGCCCAUAGUUGAUUCCAUUUUCAUUUUUAAUUGAAUUAUACAAUAGGCAAAAUUUUUAUAUUUGUUUCAAUUUAGUUUUCAGCUGGCAUUGUCCUUAUAAAUAUUGUCAAAAUGUUAAACCAGUGUAGUGACAGGCCAGGCUAGUCUACUUCACACAGUCUAACCAAACAGUUAUCUCUUUAGUUUUGUAUUUUGAUAUUGACAUCCCUUCAUCAAGAAAUGAACUGAUCCAAAUUCCAAUCUGAACUAGUGCAUUACACAUUUAUGAGGGAAUGAUUGGAAAUACAUAAAACCUGUCAUGUAAUCUGUUUAUGUAAAGUUGAUAGAUGAAAAGAGUGGAAAUGUUGAAUAAAACUAAAGUCUGAAAUACAUUGAUUUUAUUGUUAAAGAACAUCAUAUUUUGCACUGUUAAAUAAAAGGUUUCAAAAAUAUAUAAUUAUGUAUAUUUGAGUCGUAAACAUUAUUUUGUAUGAUUGAAUAUUGAAUAAAUUAUUUUUGUUAAUUUA
Ruditapes philippinarum (Manila clam) is the source of this 7788-nucleotide messenger RNA. RefSeq lists its product as uncharacterized. The record is from RefSeq and is a predicted model, not a curated record. Lineage: Eukaryota; Metazoa; Mollusca; Bivalvia; Venerida; Veneridae. The transcript has 12 exons. Gene Ontology annotation, molecular function: protein binding. The coding region runs from base 62 to 6190 and encodes 2042 amino acids.